Messenger RNA from Acanthosepion pharaonis, 510 nucleotides. The record is from the annotation of a GenBank genome assembly. Lineage: Eukaryota; Metazoa; Mollusca; Cephalopoda; Sepiida; Sepiidae.
AUGUCUGUCUUUCUCUGUGCAUGCCAAUUUCUCUCUCUCUCUCUCUCUAUAUAUAUAUAUCUUUACCUACAUGCCAGUUUCCCUUUCUUUCUGUCUCUUUCUAUCUAUCUAUUUGUCUUUCUUUCUUUCUUUCUUUCUUUCUUUCUUUCUUUCUUUCUUUCUAUCGAUAUGUCAUACAAAAGAAUGCACAGUUCUGCAAAUAUUAUGGUUGGUAAUCUGGCCUUGGCUGACAUCGUCAUGUCUUCCUUGGACGCAGGAUUUGUUGCUGUUUCCAGUUUUCACGGUGGAUGGAUAUUUGGAAAUUUUGGUUGUAAGGCGUACGCAUACACAGUGUCAGUGAUGAGCAUCUUAUCUAUCAGUACCUUGACAUUAAUAGCAAUAGACAGAUAUGUUGUAAUCGUAAAAUGCUGGCUUGGUUCUACUCCAUCUUGUGGGCAACAUGCCCGCUCCUCGGCUGGGGCUCUUUCAUGCUGGAAGGAUUUGGAACCUCUUGUACGUUCGACUACUUAA